Molecule: messenger RNA, 1108 nt
Organism: Pygocentrus nattereri (red-bellied piranha)
Lineage: Eukaryota; Metazoa; Chordata; Actinopteri; Characiformes; Serrasalmidae
Product: ladderlectin-like
Exons: 8
Coding region: 147-689 (180 amino acids)
Source: RefSeq, a predicted model, not a curated record
UCUGGGUAUUAUGGGGGUUUAGAGAGUAUAAAAGUCUGCACGUCUCAAACUGUCAGCACAGACCUGCGAGACUCACAGGUUGAUUCACAGACAAGACUGCCUUCGUCAUCAUCAUCAUCAUCAUCAUCAUCAUCACUGCCAUUACCAUGAACACUUUGGUUCUGCUGUGUCUUUUUUGUAUCAGCUUUAGUCACGGAGCUCCAGCUGAUGAAGCUGUUGAGCCUGUUAAUGACCAGCAACCGGACCCUGCUCCAGCUGAAUUUGAGCCUGUAGUUGGAGACGCAGCUGAAGUUGCAGAUAUAGCUACUUUUGUCCAGUGUCCUACUGGUUGGUUCAGGCACGGCUCCCGCUGUUUUCUGCUGGUCAAGUCUCGGAUGUCCUGGCUCAACGCAGAGAACCACUGUGUCAGUCAGCAGGGCAGUCUAGCAUCUGUCCAGAGUCCAGCUGAGUAUCAGUUCCUGCAGAAUCUGGCUGACCUCGGAGGUCAGACAUCUGCAUGGAUUGGUGCAUUCAACUUCCAGAACACAUGGAUGUGGAUUGACAGAGCAGGAUUCUACUACAGUAACUGGCAGUCACUGAGCAGCGUGUCCAGCAACCCCUGCGCUUACCUGCAGACACAAGCUGGAUGGGCAAACACGAACUGUGCAACCACACUAACAUUUUUCUGUGUCAGGAUCCCACAGUGCUAAACAACCUACGCUAAAAAUGAAACUUUUAGCGUUAAAUUUUUUACUGAGGUAGAAUGAACUCAACAAUGGCUUCUUCCCAUGUUUCUAUGACAGAAAACCUAAAUGUUAUUUAAAGGUGUACAACAACAAUCUAAAGUACUUUCUCAGAUAACACAGAACACACACACACACACAUUUUCUAAGCCGCUUCUCCCUCAGGGUCGUGGGGGGGUGAUGGAGCCUAUCCCAGCGGUCAAUGGGCGGAAGGCAGGAUACGCCCUGGACAGGUCACCAGUCCAUCGCAGGACUAACGCAGAACAAUAUUAUGCAAUUCUGAACUGCAUUGAUAAUUAUGGCUAUGUCUGUGUUAUUGUCAGUAUUUUAAUACUGUGUACCUGGGUAGUCUUUGUUUUUAAUAAAUUUCUUCAGUAUGCACUCAA